Puma concolor (puma) is the source of this 795-nucleotide messenger RNA. The record is from RefSeq and is a predicted model, not a curated record. Lineage: Eukaryota; Metazoa; Chordata; Mammalia; Carnivora; Felidae.
AUGGUGGCAGAAAAAGAGACCCUGAGCUUAAACAAAUGCCCAGACAAGAUGCCGAAGAGGACCAAGCUGCUGGCACAACAGCCGCUCCCGGUGCACCAGCCUCACUCCCUGGUUUCUGAGGGCUUCACAGUCAAAGCCAUGAUGAAAAACUCAGUCGUGAGAGGCCCACCAGUUGCAGGAGCAUUUAAAGAAAGACCAACGAAGCCCACAGCAUUUCGAAAAUUUUAUGAACGAGGAGAUUUCCCAAUUGCCCUUGAGCAUGAUUCAAAAGGAAACAAAAUCGCGUGGAAGGUGGAAAUCGAGAAGCUGGAUUACCAUCAUUAUUUGCCUCUGUUUUUUGAGGGGCUCUGUGAAAUGACAUUUCCCUACGAGUUUUUUGCCCGGCAAGGAAUCCACGACAUGCUGGAACACGGGGGGAACAAGAUUCUUCCUGUCAUUCCACAGCUCAUUAUCCCAAUAAAAAAUGCCUUGAAUCUUCGAAAUCGACAGGUCAUUUGCGUCACCCUCAAAGUCCUCCAACAUCUGGCUGUGUCAGCUGAGAUGGUGGGUGAAGCUUUGGUGCCCUAUUACCGUCAAAUCCUCCCCAUCCUGAACAUCUUUAAGAAUAUGAAUGACGAGCAGUGGGCUAAGUGGAUAAGGGCCGGACAAACAUUGAAGCAAGCACGGGCUGUCAGGCACCCCAGCUUGGAGUCUUCCCAGGGGACCACAGGGAAGCGACCACAGGAAGGAGCAGACGGGGCUGGCAGCCCCAGUCGACACUUCUGGUUUAAUGAGGCUAACUUUCAACAGUUAUGA